This is a messenger RNA of Aphanomyces invadans, 1724 nucleotides long. RefSeq lists its product as hypothetical. Lineage: Eukaryota; Oomycota; Saprolegniomycetes; Saprolegniales; Verrucalvaceae. The record is from RefSeq and is a predicted model, not a curated record. The coding region runs from base 8 to 748 and encodes 246 amino acids. The transcript has 3 exons.
UUUCAACAUGUGCAGCAUCGCCACGUCCACCGCGAUCCUGGCGCCGCCGCCGCGAGCUCGACCGCUGUCGUCCCCGCUCGGUGUGCCCACCACGACGCAGCUGAACCACGAAGAAGACGACGUCGUGGUCGUGACAAAGAAGCGACGUACGAGCAGCGGCUCCCGAUGGGACCCUGCCGCCCACAAGGAUACGAUGGUGGAGCUGCGCAAGCAAGGUGUGCGCGACGCCGUGGCGACGGCGCACCAAGCGUUCCGGUGCCCCAUUUGUCUCGAUACGUAUGGGGACAUGGUCGUCGAGUGUGCCGAGUGCGCGCAUGUGUUUUGCGAUCCUUGCAUGCGGGAGUCGCUGAAACGCAAGGACAAGUGUCCAUUGUGCCGAUGCAACCCCAUGCCGCUUCGACGCUGCAAACCCAUCGAGCGCCUCGUUGCGGCAUUGCCCGAAGCGUGCGCGUUUCUCGACAACGGGUGCUUCGACGUGACGUUGACCCGGGCCACGGCAUUCCGGCAUUCGCUAAGUUGUGGGUUCGCACGCUUCACGUGCCCCCAUUGCCGCAACGUCUUUCUGCGCCACGACCACGAUGAAGCUGUGUGUGCAUCGGAACUGCACGCGUGUCCGCUGGCAGCCCUCGGGUGCUCCUUCCGUGGUCGCACCGUCGACAUGGAUGGGCAUGUGAAGGACCGCGUCCACUUUGACCUGGCGCGGCGGGUGUUGAAGGGCGGCGCGAGCGAGAUCGUCCCGACGAGGUAAUGGUUGACCGAUGCCAUGUUUGUUGCAUGUGGCUGCGUUUGCCCGUCCCGUUCGCGUUGUGUGUUCACCAUGUCGAAAGCGACAUGGCGAUUGCGUUGCGCGCGCUCCUCGACAUCUCGACAACGGCGUGGAAGGAGUCGGACGAUCACGAUGACAUCGAUGGCGAUGCCACGGACGACGACGCCACGGAGCGAGCGCGACUCGACUUUGUUCACGCGAUGCUCGCGUCCACCAUCGUCCCGCCGCCCGCGUGAGAGGAGUCUGCGCCGCACCGUUCGUUGCACGAUUGAAGCAUCAUGUAGACUAGAUGGUAGAGAAGAAAAAUGUACAAUCAAGGUCGAGUCGGGCGGGCUGCUUCGCGCAAAGGUAGCAUUGUGCGCCGACGAGGCCGCCGUGGAGAUGCGUCGGCAAUCCAACGAGGACCGCUCGCUGUCCGCGCCAUGGAUAGAAUGCAUGGCGCAAGAACGGCGGAGGACGUUGUCGGCGGGACCUCGAAGGCAACAAAACUUUGCUCGUGAUUGGAAUAAAUAGGAAGGAACCUAGCACACUAUGGAGAGGAGGGGAGGGACGUUGUCGUCUACCCGAGGGCGUCGCCGGCGCGCUGCUGUUGCUGCAUCUUGGCAAAGUCGUCGGCCGAGUACCACAGAUUCUUCUUGGUCGCUUCGUCGAUGCUCGAGAGGGACGGAAUCGUCUCGACCUUGACGUCGUCGUCGAAACUAAUGCGUUUGCUAUGACUGCAACGGCGGACGCGGGUUUCGGAGAAGUCCCAGUCGUCGAGGCCGCCCAUGCUCAUCCUGUACGAGAACGAGCUCGACCGGCCGGAGCUCGCGCCACUCGACCGUGUGUCGUCCUCCUCUUCAAAGUAUUCGUGCAUGCUCGCCACACUCCUUGUUCUUGCGCGCAUUGCGGUCACUCCUGCAAUUGCUCUGUCGCGGCCGUCGGAAUAUGCGAAAUGCCGUCCUCGCGCCACCGUCGC